Messenger RNA from Arachis duranensis, 2092 nucleotides. RefSeq names its product pentatricopeptide repeat-containing protein At2g17670. The record is from RefSeq and is a predicted model, not a curated record. NCBI's taxonomy places the organism in Eukaryota, Viridiplantae, Streptophyta, Magnoliopsida, Fabales, Fabaceae. Gene Ontology annotation, molecular function: protein binding. The transcript has a single exon. The coding region runs from base 73 to 1500 and encodes 475 amino acids.
CCCUCCCAUCUCUACUCGAAGAAGAAGAAGAAGAAGAAGAAGAAGAAGAAGAAGAAGAAGAAGAAGGACAAAAUGGGAAAAAUACCACCUGCAUUUCGAUCCGCUGUUACAAACCCUCAAUUCAGAAACCCAUCUUCUCUAAUUCCUCCGUUCUCUCCAUCCUCCAAACCCCAUCACUUUCCCAAGAAAAUCCCUUCUCAUUUUCCCGGAAAAUCCCGAAAACCUAACAACCAGCAACAACCUCCGAAAACCCCCGUUCUCUUCAAAUCCCCGAGCCUCCAAGAAGCCAAGACCGUCUUCAACUCCAUAAUCAAAACCUCCGAUUCCGCAAAUGCUUCCAUUGACCCUCGAUUCCACAAUUCCCUUCUUCAAUCCUACGCUUCAAUCUCCACCUUUGACGAUUCCGUCGCUUUUCUCCGCCACAUGUCCGCUGCAAACCCUUCCUUCUCCCCCGACCGAUCCACCUACCACAUCCUCCUCUCCCAAACCUGCAACAACGAUUCGCCUCCUGAUUCCCCCUCCUCCCUUUCCCCAAUUCAUAAAACCCUAAAUCUGAUGGUCAAAGACGGCGUCUCCCCCGACAAAUCCACCGCUGAUGUCGCCGUGAGGUCGCUCUGUUCCGCCGGAAGGGUAGACCACGCUGUUGAAUUGUUCAAAGAGCUUUCUUUGAAGCAUUGUGUUCCAGACACUUACACUUUCAAUUGCAUUGUUAAACAUCUAUGUAAGUGCCGUAGCUUGAGUACUGUUUAUGGAUUCAUUGAUGAGAUGCGUGAUAGUUUCGGCUUUAAGCCUGAUCUUGUUACUUACACGAUUUUGAUUGAUAAUGUGUGUAAUACUAAGAACUUGAGGGAGGCUUUGAGGUUGGUUAGUGUGCUCAACGAGGAAGGGUUUAAGCCCGAUUGCUUUUUAUACAACACGAUUAUGAAAGGGUAUUGUAUGCUGAGUAGGGGGAGUGAGGCGAUUGAGGUUUAUAACAAGAUGAAGGAUGAUGGGGUAGAGCCUGAUCUUGUCACUUAUAACACUUUGAUUUUUGGGUUGUCGAAAUGUGGAAGGGUUGUGGAAGCUAAAAAGUUGUUGCGAGUUAUGGCGGAAAAGGGCUUUUUCCCCGACGAGGUGACUUAUACUUCGCUGAUGAAUGGUAUGUGCAGGAAAGGGGAUGCACUGGGUGCGUUGGCGUUGUUGGGAGAAAUGGAGGACAAGGGGUGCUGUCCGAAUUCGUGCACGUAUAACACUCUGCUACAUGGGUUAUGUAAGUCUAGGUUGUUGGAGAAGGCAAUGGAAUUGUAUGGAGUGAUGAAAUCAGGUGGUUUGAAGCUUGAGACAGCUUCUUAUGCCACGUUUGUUAGGGCACUGUGUAGGGAUGAUAGAAUCGCUGAGGCCUAUGAAGUGUUUGAUUAUGCAGUUGAAAGCAAGAGUUUGACGGAUGUUGUUGCUUACUCGACAUUGGAGAGCACGCUUAAGUGGCUCAAGAAGGCAAAAGAAAAAGGUCAGGCAGUUUAAUUUGUUCUUUUUGCCAAUGGUUGCCUAGGAUGUAAAAGAGUUUGUUGACAAAGUCAAUAUACAAAACUGUGGAAUGUUUGCUAUGGCGAAUGCUAAGAGAAGGAAAGAAGAGGAGAGAAAAUCUCAGAUUGGCACAGGCAGCAGUACGACACAGCCAUUGCAAAGAAGAAGAAUUGUCAAAGAGGUUGAUCAUGGUUUUCAUUGGCCAGUACCAGACGAAGAUCCAACAAAUAUUUAAGAGUUAGCUUAUACUGAUAAGUGAGUGAUACCUACAUGCCUGAUGUGGGACAAUCUAUUUCUCGAUGCACCGAGGCUACAGAGUGAUGCCCAGUUAGUUGAAUUGCAUGUGUCAAAUGACCCCUUUCAAGAGGAUAUAGCUUGUGAUGUUUCCCAUUGGUGUUUAGCCACCAGGCAUGAUUUUUUUUUUUAUUGGAUUAGUAGAAUAUGUUCUCUCAGGCAUAUCACACACUCAACAGAGAAUUUGGAUAGAUUUAAACAAACAUUUCACGAAAUUUGCUGAGUUAUUUUAGCACUCAGCAAGCUGUAUACAAUAAGAAGAGAAAAUAAGGUUACGACAUGAAUUUUACAUGAA